UCGGUGUGUAACGUUGCACUCCCUGAGUCUCGCGAGAGUUCGUGGAGGGUAGCUUCAGCAGCCUCAGCAGACUAGCUUCGAGCUAGUAUCUCAUCUGUGGCGAGUGACUGUUGCUCGCAAUCUUGUUCUUCAGCAACAACAAGAACAGCAAGAAGAAGAAGAAGCAGGAGCAGGAGCCUCCCCAUGGGACGCCAUCGCGCCGCUAUGCGUCCACACCUCCGCGCUCGUUUCGCUCGGGUUCGGCCCCGCUGACGGACGCGGCUGUGAUUUGCAGGAUGCAGCCUCCCACAUGUGGCCACGUAGUUACCGUCUGACCGCCACCAGGAACCAUGGAUGUUGCCGGGAUCAUGUAGCCGCACACCGUGGGCUCCCAUGAGCACCGGACUCGGCACUUCGCUGUAAACGAUCGGACGCACGUGCGGCGUUUCCUGCAUCUGUACGGCCUCGCAAGUCAGGACUGAUCUGAUUGGUUGUUGUCGGCAGGAGGAUGAACGGCUCGCUAUUAACUCCUCCCAGCCCAAGGGCAACAAACUCCUCCCCUUUGCCCCCGUCUCCCUCCCCAUCGCCGUCCCCACCGUCGCCCUCUCUGCUGCCCCUGUCGCCACGGCCGCCGCCCCUCCCGCCUCUGAUGAGCCCGCCACCCCCAACCCACCCGUCCUCGCUGUCGGACACGCCCACUCCUUCGCCCUCGCCCUGCCUCAGCUGGACUGAAUUCUGCGAGCUUCACGCCCGCGUGGCGGCCGGCGACUUUGCCCGUCACUUCCGGGCAUUUCUCUUGGAGAACCCGCACUACUCGUCUGACUCGGCCGCUGCCUUCUGCCGCCGCUUCAUGGAUCGCUUCGUCCGCCACUUCCAGAGUGAACUGGAGGGGGCGCCGCCAGUCGACGGCACCUCUGGCAGGGAGGAACUGGUGAGCUGGGCUCCCCAGUCAGACGCCACCUCCCUGGAAGAAGAGGCCGCGUCCCCCUCAUCGGUUUGUGGGGUGGCUGUCCCACCCUGCCCCACUGCGAAUGUGGCACAGCCGGCCUCUAAACAGGCACCCACGCGCCUCCUGCUGGACGGUCGCAGCGGUGACAGAUUUCAAGAUCCCUACGCCCACGGCCAGGUCCUGCCACCAUCUUCGUCGUCGUCCUGUUGCUCAUCUGUGGGCGGCAACAACGGCAGGCGAGACGACAGGGGCGGUGCAGCGGCCGGCGGGAAUGGAGAUGCGCCCGCCCAGGAAGAGGAGGACAGUUGGCCGGGUGCAGCGUCUGUGGGGGAGGAGGUGGAGCCGGACGAGCGCGAAGCCGAGAGCGGCGAGGCGGACUUCCCCGAUCCCUCAUGUGCACCUAGCACGCCCCCGCCCGGUUCCAAAGGCAAUGGCUCUGGCUCGAGCUCUAAAAACAAAGUGAAGAAGCGCUUCUCGCUGCGCAGCGUGGGGCGAAGCGUGCGUGGGAGUGUGCGAGGCAUCCUGCACUGGCGAAGCUCGUCCAGCGACUCGGCACAGAGCCCGCUGCCCGCAAGCUAUAGCUACACCCUGGGCAUGCAGGAUGCCACUCCGGCCCGGAACGCCGCUACCCAGCCUCCGACGCCCACCUCCUCCAUGCCAGUGUCUCUGUCCAUGCCCCUGUCCCUGCCCCACUCGUCUUCAUCCUCGCUGCCCCCCUCGUCCUCCAGCAGCGCCACCUCUUUGUCGCUUUCCGACGCCGCCCGGGACCGUCGGCGGAGCAACGGUGAAGGCGGGGAGAAGGACAAGUGGAGCCACCGCCUGGAAAAACUGCGACUUACGCGAUCCCCGCCUCCUGUCCUCACCCUGGGCGCCGCCGCAUCUGUGCUGCCACCCAGCUGCGCCAACGCUUCCGUGGCUGCGCCCAGGAAGGUGGGACGGUUGGUUCGGGAAGGCGGUGUGAGCGUUAGUUCAUCUAACGAUGAGUUGAGCGGAGGUCACGGCUUCCCGGGCUUUUCCUUUGCUCUCCCGCAUCACGGCCCCGACAACAACAACACGGUGGCACAGGCGGCCGCGGCUCCAGGUGUGGCUGCGGCGGGCGCCGGCAACGUACCCUGGAGGGGCGGGCGUUGGCAUAAGUGUCGUCUGGUCCUCCGAGAUAGGGAACGGGAAGGCGAGCGUGGUGACGAAUACUACUUGGAGUUCUUUAUUCCACCCAAGGCGUCAAAACCGCGGCGGACAGUGGCGUGCGGCGCCAUCGUGGACGUGAGGAGCACGACGGCACUGGAGGUCCCCGACAAGGAGAACAGCUUCCUGCUGCAGCUGGAAGGCGCUGUCCAGUACGUGAUAGAGACGCGAGACGCCAUCCAGAUGAGGGCGUGGCUCAGCGACAUCCGCAACGGAAUCUGUCUCAGCAGGCAGGAAGACCCCGACGGCCCGCCGGACAUCAGCGGCACGCCCGAGAAUAUCGACCGUCUGUCGCAAGUGUGCUACGGCGGCGUGGCGGGCUCCUCCCCUCCGAUGGAGCCUCUUCCGCCCGAACUGCCGCCACGAGCCCCUCUGGACGACCCUGACGCGCGUGUUCUUGGAGGGGGCGGGUCUAGUCUGGGUACGCCCUUUGCUGAGACGCCGGAUGCCACAGGCUCCUUUCUGUUUUCCGAGCCCACGGUGGGUGACGCGCCGGAGCACCCGCUCAGCGAGUGCCAGUGGUUCCACGGCACCCUGUCGCGCCUCAAAGCGGCCCAGUUGGUGCUGGCGGGCGGGCCGGCCAGCCACGGCGUCUUCCUGGUGCGCCAGAGCGAGACGAGGCGCGGCGAAUACGUUCUCACCUUCAACUUCCAGGGGAAGGCCAAGCACCUGCGCCUGUCGCUCAACGAGGACGGACAGUGCCGCGUGCAGCACCUUUGGUUCCAGUCCAUCUUCGACAUGCUGGAGCAUUUCCGCGUGCACCCCAUCCCGUUGGAGUCGGGCGGUGCCUCCGACGUCACGCUCAUCAGCUUCGUGGGUGCCGCUGCCGUCCGCCAGCCGGGCCGGGACAGGGCGGGCAGCCGGCCUACCAUCUGUGAUGUCAUCACCACGCGCCAUCCCGACUCUCCAUCAACCCCCAUCUCUGACUGUGUACUUGACCAGCAGACCCCGUAGCCCCCCCCAACCGCCCCCAAUUCCACCAGGACGCCCGCCGCCCCCGACGCCACCCCAGGAGAGAGGACGAGAGACGGAGCCAGAGACGGCGGCUGCGGGAGGCAGCGGCGGCAGCGGGGCGG
Messenger RNA from Syngnathus acus (greater pipefish), 3189 nucleotides. RefSeq names its product SH2B adaptor protein 1 (gene sh2b1). Gene Ontology annotation, molecular function: transmembrane receptor protein tyrosine kinase adaptor activity. The transcript is spliced from 10 exons. The record is from RefSeq and is a predicted model, not a curated record. Gene Ontology annotation, biological process: intracellular signal transduction. Gene Ontology annotation, cellular component: plasma membrane. NCBI's taxonomy places the organism in Eukaryota, Metazoa, Chordata, Actinopteri, Syngnathiformes, Syngnathidae. The coding region runs from base 488 to 3067 and encodes 859 amino acids.